This is a messenger RNA of Mugil cephalus (flathead mullet), 4580 nucleotides long. Its product is annotated as WD repeat-containing protein 47-like. The record is from RefSeq and is a predicted model, not a curated record. Gene Ontology annotation, molecular function: protein binding. Lineage: Eukaryota; Metazoa; Chordata; Actinopteri; Mugiliformes; Mugilidae. Bases 361 to 3033 code for a protein of 890 amino acids. The transcript has 16 exons.
GCCUACUUUAUUUUUUAUUUAUUUCCUAAAUUCUCCUCUUAAAGUUUAACCUCCCUGUCGUAGGUGUGACCUGUGUCAGGGGCGUCAUUGCUACAGUUGACUGGUGGUUUGCGGCAGCGUCCGCAUGGCAACCGCGAGCUGUAUACAAGAGAAACAAGGCAGACGGGAGCUUUCUGGAAACGUUGAUAGAUUUGGGCAUUAAAACGCCCGUUCUUGUCCCGUAUUUUCUCAUUUUUCUUCUUCUAAGUGGACGCUGUCACAGCUGGUGACUGCAGCCGGGGGUGGAGCGGCUUUAAUGCGGCGUGUCGUUGUCGGUGCAGCCGGACAGCCAGUGUAAGCUGCCAACCCAGGUCUGUAACCAUGACAGCAGAGGAGACGAUCAACAUCAAGGAGGCAGAGGUGAUCAAGGUGAUCCUGGACUUCCUCAACUCCAGGAAGCUCCACAUCAGCAUGCUGGCCCUGGAGAAGGAGAGCGGCGUCAUCAACGGACUCUACUCCGAUGACAUGCUCUUCCUCAGGCAGCUCAUUCUGGACGGACAGUGGGAGGAGGUGAUGCAGUUCAUUCAGCCCUUAGAAGGAAUGGACAAGUUUGACAAGAAAAGGUUUCGUUACAUCAUUCUGAAGCAGAAGUUUCUGGAAGCUUUGUGUGUAAAUAACGCCAUGUCAGCUGCUGAAGACCCUCACAACCUGGAGCUCACCAUGCAAGAAGCAGUCAAGUGCCUCCACAGUCUGGAGGAGUUCUGCCCGACGAAGGAGGACUACAGCAAGCUGUGCCUCCUCCUCACCCUGCCGCGCCUCACCCACCACGCCGAGUUCAAGGACUGGAACCCGAGCACGGCGCGAGUCCACUGCUUCGAGGAGGCCUGCGCCAUGGUGGCCGAGUUCAUCCCCGCGGACAGGAAGCUGAGCGAGGCCGGCUUCAGGGCGAGCGGAAACCGCCUCUUCCAGCUGCUCAUCAAAGGCAUUCUUUACGAGUGCUGUGUCGAGUUCUGUCAGAGUAAAGCGACAGGCGAGGAGAUCACGGAGGGGGAGGUGUUGCUCGGCGUAGAUUUGCUUUGCGGGAACGGCUGUGAUGAGCUGGACUUGUCGCUGCUCUCCUGGCUGCAGAACCUCUCCCCAGGCGCCUUCUCAUGCGCCUUCCAGCAGAAGACCCUCAACAUCCACGUGGACCGACUGGUGAAGCCCAGCAAGGCCGGCCACGCCGACCUCCUCACGCCGCUGAUCAACCGGCUGUCCCCCUGCCCCACCUCACCUUUCCGUCAGAGGCCCCAUUCAGCCGACACGUACAUGUCCAGGUCCCUCAACCCGGCUCUGGACGGGCUUUCGCACGGGCUGGCUGCGCAGGACAAGAGGGGAAUGGAGGCCAACAUGAAGUCUGCUCUCAGUCGGAGCUUGGUGGAGAAUAAUUUGCAUCAUCAGGAUGAUUCGCCUGAGAGGAAACACCCACAAGGUCUGGAUGGACCCAACACCACACGCACCCCUCUGACCCCUGGAAAAGACGGCGGGCCACCCUGCAGCACAGAAACACGUGAGCGUCGUGACUCCACAGAGCACAUCCAGGAGUAUUACAGGCAACGUCUGCGCGUGCAGCAACAUCUGGAACAGAAGCAGCAGCAGAGGCAACUUUACCAGCAGAUGCUGCUGGAAGGAGGAGUGAAGCCGCAGGACGGAGCGCAGAACAACCUCACUGAGGCGUUCCUCAGCAGAUCCAUUCAGAAGUUGGAGGAGAUGAAUGUGAGCAUGGACCACAGGGGGGAUGAAGCCUUGACGCACCUGGGCCAGCAGUGGAACGGACUGACGGGGAACACGGGCACCUCGAGCCCCAAGACGUCCACCGGCCGCCAAACCCCAGACAAAGGGCCGCCCAGGGACAAGCCGGGGGGUGUGAUCAGCAGCACCCCGUUAAGCGCUGGGAACCAUGGCUUACCUUCCCUCAGCGAGUCCCCAGUUCCUACUAGCCACAGCGCUGAAAGAAUCAGAGCAUCGGGUCCCACGGUCCAGGACGACUCCGGCUGCUCAGCAACACGUAGCGCCCAUGAGCCAGGGAAAUCUAAAACCCAGUUUGUUAAAGUGAACCAACUCGAGGACACGCAGGCAGUGCGUGCUGUGGCCUUCCAUCCCUCUGGAGCGCUCUACGCUGUCGGCUCCAAUUCAAAAACCCUGAGGGUCUGCGCUUACCCCGAAACACUCAGCACUGGUGGUUCUGGUGCAGUCAAGCAGCCGGCGGUGCGCUUCAGGCGGAACAAACAUCACAAGGGCUCCAUCUACUGCGUGGCCUGGAGCCACUGUGGACAACUGUUAGCCACCGGCUCCAACGAUAAAUACGUCAAAGUCUUGCCUUUCAAUGCAGACAGCUGUAACGCCACAGGUCCAGACCUGGAGUUCAGCAUGCAUGAUGGGACCAUUCGGGACCUGGCCUUCAUGGAAGGACCUGAAAGUGGAGGAUCCAUUUUGAUCAGUGCCGGGGCCGGAGACUGUAACAUCUACACUACGGACUGCCAGAGGGGACAGGGGCUUCACGCACUGAGUGGACACACGGGCCACAUACUGACUCUGUACACGUGGGGAGGCUGGAUGAUCGCCUCGGGCUCACAGGAUAAAACGGUCCGGUUCUGGGACCUGCGGGUGCCCAGCUGUGUUCGGGUGGUGGGAACAACUCUGCACGGCUCAGGAAGCGCAGUUGCUUCGGUGGCGGUGGAUCCCAGCGGCCGCCUGCUGGCCACCGGCCAGGAGGACAGUACCUGCAUGCUGUACGACAUUAAAGGAGGACGCAUAGUCCAGACGUACCGCCCCCACAGCAGUGACAUCCGCUCUGUUCGCUUCUCACCUGGAGCCCAUCACCUCCUCACCGGCUCCUACGACAACAGAAUCAUCAUCAGCGACCUUCAAGGAGACCUAACGAAGCCCCUCCCCCAGACAGUGGCAGGCGAGCACUGGGACAAGGUGAUCCAGUGCAGGUGGCACCCACACGACCGGACCUUCCUCUCCUCGUCCGCAGAUCGGACUGUCGUCCUCUGGGCUCCGGGCCCCUGAGAGUCGGUGUUCACCGACGGGAAGAGCAGCGAGGCGAAGAUCGCAGCGUCCACAAACAGCCCAGCAGGGACCACUCACUGCUGCGAGUGGUUUGUGUAUGUGUGUGUUGGUGUAUAUACAUAUCAUGAGCAUUUUUAUGUGUUGCUCAGUUUAAAGUUAACCCUGUGUGUGUGUAUACACAGUAUGUAUAUUGUGUGACCGAUGUACAUUUGAGGCAGAAAGUCUAGUCACUUUAAAGAUGUUUUAUAGGGGUGUAUGUUUGAAUCGGACUGCAUAUGUCUUUGUGAGUGUGUACCUACACGUGUGUGCAUUUAGAUUUGCGUGCCAUUAAAACUAGAUUAAAAGGAAAAUAACAUUUUGCAGAUGCAAUGAAAAGGAAACAAAGGGACUCUUUUUUUGUUGUUCCAACUUGGAUCCGUGUGAGGUUAAAUACUUAAAUAUUAACAGAUUUGUCUGUGUUCGCUUAAUCUAACGUGUGGCUUUUGUAAAUAGAGCGUAGAGGGAAAAAAAUGGCUGAUAUGAAACGGCACAAUGUAGUUCACUGCAAGCACACUUUCAAAUUAAUUUUAGUCAGACAUGCUCACGCAGAAAUUAAAGGUCAGUUCAACACGACCGUUCUUUGAAGCUCUGCUCCUUCUGUGGGAAGCAGCGACUGGACUGACCGGUAGAAGCCACGUUUUGUUAUGCAUAUCAUAAUGUGCCUUUUUGUAGCAGCUGCAAAGAUAUUUCAAAUUCUGGAUUAAUUUAAAGAUUUAUUUAUUUACUUACAGCUUUAUUUUGUCAUAAAUGUCGACAUUUGUCCGUACCUGAGCAUACUUUCUCAUUGUUAGAAUUUUAAGAGAUUUUUUUCAAUAGCUUUAAGUGAAGAUUGAAAAUGGAAUUGAACACAGUUGGAAUUAAAGAAGAAAGUAAUUCGAUAACACAACACUGGGUUCCAAAUGUAAAGAGUGGCUCUAAUUUUAGGUAAUUUUUAUUUAUUUAUUUUUUUAAUUUUGCCACGGACACAUUGAUGUAUGAGUUCGCAUUCUUGAUCUAGUUGAUCCAUUAAUGUAUGUAUUUAUAGUUUUAAAAAAAGGAGCACAGUAAAGCCAAAGCUUAGAGCUGCUGUUAGAAAGGAUUUUAGAAUCACAUUUAAAAUGAUCCAAAGCUUCACGGUGAGGAUGAGUUUAAAUUGAAUAAACUGAAACUAAACAGUGAAUAAUUUUUUUUAAACGUGAGAUAAAAUGUCAGUAGGUCAAAGGCAAGACGAUGAUAACGAUGCACUUUAAAGGCAAAAACUUUCCUUUAACUUUUUACCUGUAGGGUGGAGAGAAUUGAUCUUUUUUUUUUUUUAUGCACCAUAUUUUACCGUAGCUAUGACUCACGUUCAUCGUUACCGUCCACCUCUGUUGCUUUAAACAACAGUUUGUGCACAAACGUGGCACGAAUGACGGAUCUGCCAAAGGGUCAAAUGGGUUCAGACUGUCAAACAACAUGUGCUUUUGACUAAAUAAAGACAAUUUAGGGGACAUUCUGAAACUAGCAGGUGGAAUAAAGAUGUUAAAACC